Caretta caretta (loggerhead turtle) is the source of this 6653-nucleotide messenger RNA. Its product is annotated as up-regulator of cell proliferation. Gene Ontology annotation, molecular function: GTP binding. NCBI's taxonomy places the organism in Eukaryota, Metazoa, Chordata, Testudines, Cheloniidae. The record is from RefSeq and is a predicted model, not a curated record.
AAAAUAAAGCUUUUCAAGGACUCCUUUCUCAGCUAAACCUGCAGGAAUACCAAAGCACAAAACUCAGGCUGCAGCAUGUCCUGGAAAUUGGCUCAGAAAGUAUAGAAAACUGGACUCCUCAGAUGUUAGGGGAUUUACCGUGGCAUUUCCUGAGGAAACUAAUGACUCUGAACGGGACAGCCAGAAACACAAGCCUUGUGCAUAGGGCAUAUGAUGAUGAAGGAGGCAGUGAGGAGGCACAGAUUGCAGGUGGAGAUGUUUUUAGUUUUAGUGACCCUGACAUCAGAGAGUCUCUACAUCCCCUCGAUGUUCUCUGUGCCAUUCUGCUUUGCUCAGACAGUUUCCUACAGCAGGAGAUCCUGUCCAAAAUGUCCAUGUGCCAGUUUGCCCUCCCUCUGCUGCUACCUCCCAUCAACACCCCCAAGUGCACCCUACUGCUGUGGGCCAUGAGGGACAUUGUGAGGAAGUGGAGGCCGCACUCCCUGGCACAGAGCAGAGGGUUCAGAGAGGAGAGCCUGGUGCUCACAUCAAUGUCAACCGUUUCCUUUGUGCGGAUUGGGAACUGCAGCUUCUCCAAGUCCAAACUCCUCAAUGAGGUUCUCAGCCCCUCCCAGCAGCACCACGAUUUCUUUAUCCAUCGGGACAUGGAGUCUGGGAACUUCCUUCAGAAAAUCGCAGAUGGGCUGGUUGAGAUUUCCUGGUAUUUCCCUGCUGGGAGGGAGAAUUCAGAUCUUUUCCCAGAACCCGUUGCAGCUACAAAUCUGCGUGGAGACAUUGAAUCUCACUGGCUGCAGUUCAGCUUUUUAACAGUGGUCUCCUCAGCAGUGUUCAUAGUUACUGAGAGCAUCAAUGAGAGACAAUACACGCUGUUAUCAUCCCUGCAGGGAUCAGCCACUAAAUACUACUUCAUCCUCAACUGCAAGAAUGGAAAUCCCAAGGAAACAUUGGGAUUCCUUAAUAAGUUGGCUCCAGUGCUGAAUCUGAGCAAAUCACAACUGCUGAAGAAAGACAGCACCACAAAUAAUGCAGGAUUUGUUCAAAAACUAAAAUUUGCAAUAAAAAGCAUAACAAGUUCACCUCCCAAGAGAAUUAAUUUGGAAGCCAUGGCUGUGACUGCACGUGAACUAGGAAUCCAGGUAGAUGAGGACUGUAAGGAAUGCCAGAGUGCAAGCAAGCGGGCGAGAGAAAUCACUGUGGAAAUAAAAGAUGUGGUAAAGUACAAGAGUGAAAUGCUGAGACUGCAGGGGGAUCUCUGGGAAAAAUUGGCUAAAGUGGAAAAAGAACUGUGCAGAAUGAGAAGGCAAGGGGAGACUGCCACUGAAGACUAUAAAUGUCAACUGAGAGAGAAACGGUUGGAAUUACGUAGACAGCAGAAUCAAUGUGACCUUACUGAUGGAUUGAUUAAAUUUAUUAAUGGAAUAGAACAAUUGCCUUCAAUGGAGAAACAUUACUUCCUGAAAUGGAUGAAGUUUAGCCUGGAUCACAUUGCUCGAGAUAAUCUUUUUAAACUACGGGAUCAAUAUAAAGGGAAAAGUAAAAUGGCAGGAGAUGACCCACAAGCACUAACUAUGCUGGAUAAAUUAAUAUCUACCACUUCCUUAGGGGUUGAGCAUUUCAUGCGUGAGUUGGGGCAAUUCUAUGAAGCUGAAUGCUCAAUGGUUAAAGAAGGAGACAAGGCAGAAUGCCAAAGACAUUUCAUCCAUCUCCCAGGCAUAGCAGCUGACCUGAUGCUGGAAGGGUUUCCUAUGGAACUGAUAGAUGGAGAUUCAUCCAACAUCCCACUGCAGUGGGUGACAGAUGUUCUGACUGAGCUCCAUGCCAAGCUGGGGGGAAGGUCCAGAAUGCUGGUUCUGACGGUGCUGGGAGUACAGAGCACUGGGAAAUCCACCCUCCUCAACACCAUGUUCGGCCUGCAGUUUGCAGUGAGCAGUGGCCGAUGUACACGAGGAGCCUUCAUGUCACUCAUUAAAGUGGCAGAGAACUUUCAGCAGGACCUGGGCUGUGAUUUCAUCCUGGUGAUAGACACAGAAGGCUUGAAAGCCCCUGAACUGGCCCUGCUGGAGGAUAGUUAUCAACAUGACAAUGAGCUGGCCACACUGGUGAUUGGACUGAGUGACAUAACCAUCGUUAACAUGGCCAUGGAGAAUGCCACUGAAAUGAAGGAUAUUCUGCAAAUUGUGGUCCAUGCCUUUCUCAGAAUGGAGGAAAUAGGGCAAAAAGCCAACUGCCAAUUUGUGCAUCAGAAUGUCAGUGAUGUGUCUGCACAUGAACAAAACAUGAGGGACAGGAAACACCUCCUCGAGCAGCUGAAUGAAAUGACCAAAGCUGCAGCUAGGAUGGAAAAACAAUGUAAAAAAGUGAAAUUUUCAUGUAUUAUGGACUAUGAUGCGGAGAAACACAACUGGUACAUCCCUGGGCUGUGGCAUGGAGUCCCUCCCAUGGCUCCAGUGAACAUGGGAUACAGUGAGAGGGUAUGUGAGCUAAAGAAAUACCUGCUUGAUUUUAUAAAGAAACAGUCACAUAAUAGAGCCCCUAAGGACAUUCCCCAGUUUGUCAAAUGGGUGGAGAGCCUGUGGAAUGCUGUAAAACAUGAGAACUUCAUCUUCAGUUUCAGAAACAGCCUUGUAGCUGAAGCCUAUAACCAGCUGUCUAUGAAGUAUUCUGAGUGGGAGUGGCAUUUCCGCAAAGAGAUACAUCUCUGGGUAUCUGAAAAGGAAACUGUCAUUCAGAAUCAGACAUCAGAGAAACUACAGGCUAGUGCCUUAUCCAUGUUGAAAAAUGAGGCACAGGAAAAACUGCAGCAUGAGAAACAAAAAGUUUUGGAUAAUUUACAAGAUUAUUUUGAAAGUGGAGUUUCGAAUCUGCACCUGAUAGAAAAGUACAGAGAAGAUUUUAUCAGGAGUGCAAACAGCCUCAAAAAUGAACUUGAGAGCUACUCCGAGCACAAGUGCGAGGUAGCAAUUCGAAUUCGAAAAGGCCAGCACAAGACAGAAAACAUCCAGACCUCAUACAUGCAGAUAAUUGAAGGGAAAGUUGACAGGGUCUUGGAUGAAUGUAGGAAUAAAAAACAUAAACUAGAGCAUGAGGAACUGAAAUCAGAAUUUGAAAACAUGUGGAGAGAAACACUGUCAGAGUUGAAGUUCAGCAGCUUACAGAAACGUGAAGUUUAUCGAGAGAUGGAAUCCCAGUUGAGAAAGGACCUGGCAAAUCGAGGGAGUGCCGUCAGGCAGAAGCUACAGGAAUCAGGUAGUUUGUUGUUUUAUGGAAUUGACAAUUUCAAAAUGAAAAACGAGUACAUAGAUACAGCAUGGAUCAAAACUAUGAAACAACUGUUGUUCAUAGGGGAAUGUGAAACAGCUGUUCACACAGAAGAAUUUGCUAAAUCCUUAAUAUAUGAGGGUAAAAGAUACUCGGAAGAAAAGGUAAAUUCCAAAGUGGACUACGAUGAAAUCCAUUGCAGAGAAUUGCUGAACAUGAUCAACGAGAGGCUCCAACAGGAGGAUGUUAAAAAACUUGGCAUUACUGCUUGCUUUGAAGUUGACCUGAAAAUUCAUAUUUUGGGGGAGGCAGCUUGGAGAUUUCAGAAGAUGCAUGAAGAUUUUAUCAAACAAAAUGAUCCUCAGUGUCGUCUAGAGAAGCUGAAACCUCAGUAUUUCUCCACCUUUACUGACCUGUAUUUGGAAAAAGAUGAGAACCAAACAAGAGCCAGGGAUUUCUGUUAUCAGUGUCUCAAACCUGCCUUUGUGGAUUAUAUCAACAAAAGGCUAGGAAUAGAGAUAGUAGAUGACAUUCUCAACAAGGCAGAGUCCAUUGAAUAUGGCAGCCGGACCUUUUUCCAGUUCACUGUACAGAAAAAGCUUCUGGAGGAGAUGAACUUUGAUAACUAUGUGAAAUAUAUUAAAAACUACGAAGAAUUUGUCAAAACCUGGAUUCAGAGACGGAUGAUGGAUCAUUACAGGGAGACUAAGCGUCUGGGAGAGUUGGAGAAAAAGAUUCUAUCUACAAUGGUAAAGAAAGUGAGGGAAGUUCUGGAAAGCUCCAAAAAUGAAAAAAAUACCACAGUCUUAGCAUUUUUAAACAACUUUUGUGAAGCGCUGCAGCAGGACCUAGUCAUUUCCAAGGACAACUUACUUGGGAUACAGUUUAAAAACACAGCAAAAACAGGCCAGUUUUGUGCUAAUAUUCAAACUUUUCUUCUGGAUCUGGAACAAGAAAUCUUACUCCAAUUUGGUGGUUUGGAUAUUCAGACCAAACUCUCCAAUCUGUCAUUAAAACCCCAGGAUGAGAUCUUCAAGCAAGUGUUUGGCUGUGGGAAGCAGUGUCCAUUUUGUAAAGUCCCCUGUGAAGCAGGAGGCAGUGACCACAAGGAGCAUUUUGCAUCUGUGCAUCGGCCACAAGGAUUAUGCGGUUACAGGUAUCUUGAUACACAAAAACUUGUCUAUGAUAUAUGCUCUUCUGAAGUGGUUUCUGAGAACUCAUUCCAAAAUUCAGACACAAAAGGGAAAUGUCAUCCCUACAAAAAUUAUCGCGUCUAUUACCCAGACUGGCGCAUUCAGCCAGAUCCCAGCAUUGAGGUUUCUGAUUACUGGAAGUUUAUUUUUCAGAAGUUCAAUCACCAGUUAGCUAACAGUUAUAAUGCUAACCCAGCAGAUCUCCCAAGAGACUGGGGAAAAAUAACUGAAACUCGGGCACAGGAAGGCCUAAAAGAAGUCUUUAACAUGAAAUAAAAACAUGGUGAGAGCCUGUUGAAAUGGAAUAUACAUAUGUUUAAAUAUUUGAAACUUUCCUUAAUUUUAAAAAAUGGCAUGUUAAAAAAUAUUCUGUAUUGUAUUUUUUAAGUCUCAGAACCUCAUGUUCACUUCACAGCGUCUAAGUAGAGCUGACAGGUUUCUGAUUUUUCAUGUCACAUAACAACUUACGAUACAAUUACAGAGUGACUGCUAUACAAUUACUGCUAGGAACAUAAGAACUGCCACACUUGACCAGAGCAGAGUGGACCAUUUAGUCUACUAUCCUGUCUCCGAGAGUGGUCAAUACCAGAUACUCCAUAAGAAGAUUCAAGGAACCCUGAAUGGACAAUUGUGGAACAGAAGUUUCUUCCUAACAAAUUAUUAGAUUUCAAGGGAGGCCAGCAGCAACCACAAUAAUAGUCUGCUAGUCUGGUUUUCAGCAUAACACCUGGCCAGAGAAUUCCGUCCAAUAAUUCCUGCUGUGGAAGAAAUUAUUAAUCCAUAAUUGGUAAGAAGCAGCUCAUUAUCAAACCAAGUAAUUUUUGGUUGAACUAAGAAGAGCAGAUAUUUUAGAAGGAAACCCCAAAUAAUGAUGAAUUUACCAAUGCACUUCGGAAGCUGUUCCAGGUCAGUUACUCUGACUCUAAAAGCUGAAUUUUAUUUUCAAUUAAAAAUAAAUUUAACUUCAAUUUCCAGACAUUGGAUCUUGUUCUACAUUUGUUUGCUAAAAGAAAAGGAGUACUUGUGGCACCUUAGAGACUAACCAAUUUAUUUGAGCAUAAGCUUUCGUGAGCUACAGCUCACUUCAUCAGAUUAUGCUCAAAUAAAUUGGUUAGUCUCUAAGGUGCCACAAGUACUCCUUUUCUUUUUGCGAAUACAGACUAACAUGGCUGCUACUCUGAAACCUGUCAUUUGUUUGCUAGACUCAAGAGGCCUCUACUAUCUGUUAUUUUCUUCUUUAGUAGUUACAGAUCAUGAUCAACCUUCUCUUUUGUUAAGUAAAUGCAUUGAGCUCCAAGUCUCUUGGUAUAAAGCAGGCUUUUUCAAACCUUGAAUCAUUCUUGCAGAUCUUUUCUGAAACCUCUCCAAUUUUCCAACACACUUUUUUUAAACGAUGGACACCAGAACUGGACACAAUGUCCCAGUAAUGGUCUCACCAUUGGCAUAUACAGAAGUAAUAUCUCCCUAAUCCUCCUUGAUACUUCUUUGUUUAUACAUCUCAGCAUAGGCGCCAACCUCCCUCUGCCCCCUGCCCCCACUCCAUGCCUUUCCUGAGGCCUCACCCCUACCCUGCCUCUUCCCACCCCUGCCCCGCCCCCAUCCCACUGCCUUCCCCAAAGUUCCCGCCUCAACUCCCAUGGCGUCAGCACCUUAUGCAUCCAGGAUCACGUUAGACCUUCCCCAGACCCCAAGUUCAGCCACUUACUGUCUUAGAGUGUGUCAAAGACUGAUAACAAGUUAAGGGAAUGGGAUGUGAAAAUGGAAUAAAAAUUGGGGAAAAGAUACUUUUUAUCUGUUAUGGAAUGUUGGGUUGGACAUAGUUCCCACAGUCAAUAGAAGGUCUCUUCUGAGUUGCUGGAACAGUCCCCAAGAAAUGCAGCUAAACCUUAGCCCCAGUGGAAGAUUUUCUACAGUUAAAGAGGAAAUAAGAGGAUUAAAUAAAAGAAAAAUAGAGACAUUGAUUGACAUGUGUAGAGAUAAAAAUCAUCAAUAACAGCAUUUCCGGCCCAAACUCUCUGCAGUCACCCCAGUCCAGGACCCCCUCUGCUCUCCCUGCCCAUGUCCUUUCUCAACUGCUGGCCUGAGAAAGUGGCUCCCUCUAGCGUCCUCAGGGCAACACCCCUCCCUCUUCCCAUCCUCUCUGGCUAUUGCUAUCUCUGUCCCUGAUAUUUUAGUAAAAAGAAAAGGAGGACUUGUGGCACC